AUGUCGAACAUAGAAAAAUAUCGUUUAUCUCGGGAUUAUUCAAUGCCAGCUACAGAGGCAAGAAUUAAUGAAUUGAAGAAAAGGAGAAGAUCCGAAAGAUUGUCUUUAGAAACUACUAAGGAACGUCUCCAAAAAUUUACAGAAAGUCGAAUGCUGAGACAAGAAUUGUUGAAAACGACUCAUCUUCACAUUCUGGAAGUGGCAGCUUUUAUUUUAGAUACUGAAGCUGAUUUUUUAAAAGAGGGAAUUAUUGAUAAGGACGAAUAUGUGAAUAUUUUCAGUAGUUUUUUUAGAGAAGGUGGAAGAAAAGCUAUUCUUAUUUGUCUUCAGCCAAUGCCACCUCCGGAAUUUGAGUCAGGCCGAUGGACCCCAGAACUUGCAAAAGAAAAAGAAGUUCUGCGAUGUGUUAUAACUGAUGGAAAGACGGAAAAAUUUUGUGGAAAAUGCGUCAUAGUUUAUCGCUUGCGAAAUGACGUUAACUUUGAAAUGAAAGAAUUACUGGAAGAAACCUAUUUUGCUUAUAUGGAAGUGGAUCCAAUUUCAAAAUGUGCCCUUUCAGCCGUUUCUGAAUUUAUAUCUCGAUUGCAUAAACGAAACGUAAUUGGUAAUAUUGACUGGGGAGAUUUAAUUAAGACAGAGGCGGGUCGAAAAGCUAAGGACAAUUUCAUUGGUGAUUUUGUCGAUUUUUGUAACUUUCUGAACAUGACUAAGAUUGACUUGGAUAAUAUUUUUAAAUUUUCGAUUGACUGGCAUACUUACAAUAAAUGUUUGUCAACGCCAGAAGACUUCGAGCGAUGUAGCAAAAGUUUCGAAACUUUUUCAGCAGUUGAAGACAAUGUUAAGGCAUGGAUGAAAAUUAUGGAAAGGGCUAUUGUUGAAAGCGAGCAAUUGCGAAGAGAGACAGAAACAGUCGGACCAUCUGAGGAACUUACAUAUUGGAGAAGAAAGUUAGCUCGUUUUUCUGCUAUUGUCGAACAUAUAAAAUUGCCUGAAACGCAAAAGUUUAUUCAAUUUCUCGAAAAAACGAAAUCAAAAUUAUUAAAGAAAUGGAAAAAACUGGAAAAUGAAAUUAUGACAGUUCAAAUAUUGUCUCAGGAUAACGUGAAGUAUUUAUAUGCCUUAAAAAAAUUUAGCCAGCCUUUGUAUAGAUUAGAUCCAACGAAAAUUGGUGACUAUUUACCAGCACUUUUGUAUGCAAUUCGCAUGAUUUAUUCGACCUCUCGAUUUUUUAAUACAAGGCGAAUGGUUACUGCCGUAUUUGUUAAGAUAACAAAUCAAAUGAUCUUGUCUUGUAAAGCAUAUCUAAAUGAAAAUGGGAGCCUGAACAUUUGGGAAGAUUCAAAAGCAGCACUAAUUCUUAGAAUGAAGGUUUGCAUUAAACUCGGUGAUCGAUAUUUUGAGUGCUACAAUGAAAUGCGAAAAAAAGUGAAGGAAUCCGCAGAAGAAAAUUUAUUUGAAGUUUCGGAGAUGUACAUCUUUGGCAAAUUUAAUACUUUCAAAGACAGGCUGCAUAAACUCAUUGACGUACUUGAAACGACUCUCAUGUACUCAAUUUUGCAAAGUUCAGCCAUCGAGGGCAUAGACGUUUUUUCCAACAAAUUUACGAAUUUUUUUGAUAAAAUAGUUUCACAAAGUUACGAUCCCCUGGAUCACAGGAAACCUUAUUUCGAGUCUGAUUAUGCUGAAUUUAAGAAAAAUGUCGCCCAAACGGAAGACGAGCUACGAAAAUUUUUUUUCAAAACUGUUUCAGAAGUCCCAAACAUAACUCAAGCAUUACAAUUAGUUGCUAGGUUUGAAAAAUUGAAUUUCAAAAUUUUGAAUAUCGACCGGAAAUAUUUGGAACUUGUUUCGUCUUAUGAAAAAGAAGUUGCAGAAGUAAGAGAUAGAUAUAAUGAAAAUCGAUUAAUGCCACCUCUUCCUCGAGACAUUCCACCAAUUGCUGGUCGAAUUUCGUGGAUUCGACAACUAUACAGACACAUUGAGACUCCGAUGGAAAUUUUUAAAAAACGUGAACGAGUCAUCAAUCAUGAAAAAAUGCAAAGAGUCAUCAAAAUAUAUAAUGCACUAAUUGGGGUUUUUAUCCACUACGAACUGAUACACCACAAAGCGUGGUACGAUUCAGCGGAUAUAGUUCGUUUGGCCUUAACCUCGCCUCUACUAGUACGAAAUCCAAAGACGAACAAGUACACGAUAAAUUUUGACCCUUAUGUAGUAGAAGUUAUUCGAGAAUCAGAACACAUGUUGAGAUUUGGACUAGAUGUUCCCGAUUUUAUAAAAAUCAUAAUGUGCUGUAAAGAAAAAAUUUUUGGAUCAUUUGAAACAGUUAAAACGCUGGUAGCCGACAACGAUAAAUUAAGACGCUCCAUUCCACUUCUGUUUUUGAAUUUAAUGAAGCCUUCCUUUGUAAAAGUGGAAGUGGCUUUCCAACCUUGUUUAUCAGUCGUAACAUGGGCUUCCUUAAAACUUUCGGAAGUUUGCGACGAUAUAAGAGAUACCCUGCAAGAUGUUGACGUUUUUGUUAAAGGAGUGAAAGACAUGAAGGAAGCAAGAGUUGACAAAGUUUUCGAAGCUAUAGUAAAAACACCAUUAAUAAAAUUGGAAAAUCAUCCCCUCCUUCCCAUUCAAUUCUUCGAAUCUAAUGUCACCUAUAAAAAUUCGAUUGCAAUCGAAUUGGAAAUAAAAUCUGCUGCAGCAGAAAAAUCAGUUGUAAAUAUUGUAAAUAAAUUUAUGAAAUUGAUUACUGAUCCAAGUGUGAAGGAAAGCAAGUAUGAUUGGCUGGAUCCUAAAAAACUCAAUAAGCCAGUCGGGUCUCUCACCAAACUUACGAAAGACGUUUACGAACCUGACAGAAAAAUAGAGCGAUAUAUGAGCAGUUUGGGUCGUGGAGUAUGUGAGGAACACAAUUUAUGCUCGAAAAAGUCGCCUCUGAGCAUAAGCGGAGUAAAUAUCACGCGAGAAAAAAAAAACCUUUUUGUAGGCUUCCAUCACACUCUUAAAGUUCUACAAAAAGUAGAACUGACUUUUUUUGUCUCAGACAGAGAAAUAGAGAAAUUUAUGACAGAAUGGUUCGUGGGUAUCUCGCUAAGGGAAAAUGCAGCCGAAGGAGAAGCACCUUUAUUUAUAACAAACUUCGUAUUUCAAAUACCAAAUAUUGAAAUAUCACCAAAUAUUGAAGAAAUACAAAAUUAUUUUGCAAAAGUAGUAACAAAUGUCAUAGAGACUCACAAAGGUAUAACAAUGUGGGGUCAGCAAAUAUUGAGUUUUACAAUUUUUCAAUUAGCUGAGUCCAAUCCAAAUUUGCGAAAUUAUCAUCCAAUUAUCGCUGAUCAUAAAGAAAUUGUUCGUUGUACACUUGGUUUGCAAGGAGCAAUUCAUAUGCUGAAAGAGGAUAUAGGAUUUUUAGCCAAAAAAUAUUUGUGCUAUUCGUAUCUUUGGGCAGAAGAUAGAGACGCUCAGCUGCAGACUUUCGUAGAAUCCAAGCCAAUUACUCAAGAAAUAAAAGAAAAAUUUUCUGAAUUUGAAAAUUUAUUCACGGAAAUAGACCAGCUUCCCGAACAUCAUAUUGUGGGUCCUAUACAAAUUAAUAUGGAAAAAUUGAAAUUCGCUCUCAUGGUGGAGGCUCGUGCUUGGAAAAAGUCCUUGGGUGUGAUUCUUUCGAAAACUUUCAAGCAAAAGUUAAAAAAAAUUACUGAUUAUAUCAGAGAUAAAAAUAAAAUUCUAGCUAGAAAUAUUAAGGAUUUAGAGGAUGUGAGAGUUGCAAUGAAAUGUCUGGGACAAAUUCGUGAUGAUUUUAUAGAUUUGGAUAUGGAAUUAAUUUUAGUAGAGGAAACUUAUGCUUUAAUGGGAAAAUUCCGCAUCGAAUUUUCAAAAGAAGAACAAGGAACAUUGGACAGGCUUCGUUAUAAUUUUUCAAAUAUGAUACAGAAAGCUAAACAAGUUCAAGAGACCAUAUGUGAUAUGCAAGAGCCAUUAAAAACAGAAUUAAUCAAUGGCGUAGAUAUUUUCAAAAAAGACGUGACAGAGUUCGACAUGGAUUUUGAGCAAAAUGGGCCAAUGGUUGAAGGAUUACCAGCAAAAGAAGCCAGUGAUAGAAUGUUAUUGUUUCAAGUUCGAUUUGAUGACUUAUGGAUAAGGUAUCAGACCUUAAGCAGUGGCGAAAUCUUAUUUGGUAUCAUACAGACUGAAUAUCCAAUCCUGGAACAACGAAAAAGAGAAUUAAAUCUUUUGCAAAAAUUGUACAAUUUAUAUUUGCAAGUGAAUCAGGCAAUAGAUGGUUACUUUGUCUUGCCCUGGUCCGAAGUUGACACUGACGUUAUCAUUUCUGAACUCGCUGAUUUCCAGAAUAGGUGUCGAAAAAUGCCAAAAGGAAUGAGGGAGUGGCCAGCCUACAUAGAUUUAAAAAAGAAAAUUGACGAUUUCAACGAAACUUGUCCAUUAUUGGAAAUGAUGGCAAAUAAAGCAAUGAAGGAUCGACACUGGGAAAGAAUGUCAAAACUUUGUAACUACUUUUUUGACAUAGAAUCUGAGAGAUUUACUUUGGCCGAUGUGAUGAAUGCUCCUUUGUUAAAAUACAAGGACGACGUGGAAGACAUAUGCAUAAGUGCAGUAAAAGAAAGAGAAAUAGAAAGCAAAUUGAGGCAGGUGAUAGCUGAUUGGGCUAUUGUUGAUUUGCAAUUUUCACAAUUUAAACAAAGGGGAGAAUUAUUGCUAAAAGGUACAGAAACUGGUGAAAUAAUUGCUUUACUCGAAGACAGUUUGAUGAUUAUGAGUUCACUCAUAGCUAACCGAUAUAAUAUGCACUUUAAAAAAGAAAUUCUAUUGUGGCAAAUGAAGUUGAGUAAUACUUCGGAAAUAUUGGCCAAGUGGCUAAAUGUCCAAAGUCUGUGGGCUUACCUUGAAGCCGUUUUUAUCGGAGGUGAUAUUUCCAAACAAUUACCUGCUGAAGCAAGACGAUUUGACAAUAUUGAUAAAUCUUGGGUCAAAUUGAUGAAUCAUGCACAUGAAAAAUUGAAUGCAGUAGAAACCUGCACUGGAGAUGAAACUAUGGGUCAAAUGUUGCCAUAUUUAUUAGAACAGUUAGAAUCCUGUCAAAAAUCACUCAGUGGAUAUUUGGAAACGAAAAGAGUCACUUUCCCAAGAUUUUGUUUCAUAUCCGAUCCGAGUUUAUUGGAAAUUCUAGGACAAGCAGCUGAUUCUCAUAGCAUUACAAAAUAUCUCGACGGCUUCUUCGACAACAUUGGUAAAUUAGAUUUCGACGAGAAACAAUACGAUAGGAUCGUCAGCAUGUAUUCUCGUGAGGGAGAGAAAAUUGCACUUGAAAAAGACGUUAUUUGCAUAGGAGGUGUUGAAAAUUGGCUGAACACUUUGCUGCAAGUGCACCGAUUUUCUGUUGGAUCUGUGAUUUCACAAGGCCUGCAAACCCUUGCAUCUCCGGACACUGAUCUUUUGUCACUUAUAGACAACUCUGUUUUACAGGUUGGGCUUCUAUCUUUGCAAGUUUUAUGGACACGUGAUUCUGAGAUUGCUUUAGUGACUUCCAAACGUGAUAAGCAUAUAAUGAAAAGAACGAAUCAAUGGUUCCUGGAUCUAUUAAAUCGCCUAAUUGAAGUCACUGUUAAAGAUUUGACAAAAUAUGCAAGAGCUAAGUAUGAAGCUCUUAUAACAAUUCAUGUUCAUCAAAGGGAUAUUUUCGAUGAACUAUUUCGUCUUAGAAUCAGAAGUAUACAAGAUUUCGAAUGGCUUAAACAAGCUAGAUUUUAUUACGACGCAGAAUCUGAAGAAGUUCCCAUCGGAAUCACAGAUGUUAAAUUUAUUUACCAAAAUGAGUUUUUGGGAUGCACUGAUCGUCUCGCCAUUACACCGUUGACAGAUAGGUGUUACAUAACACUUUCCCAGGCAAUUGGAAUGUAUUUUGGAGGUGCUCCUGCUGGCCCUGCUGGUACUGGAAAAACCGAAACAGUAAAGGACAUGGGUAAAGCUCUUGGAAAAUAUGUUGUUGUAUUCAACUGCUCUGACCAAAUGGAUUUUCGAGGACUCGGAAGAAUAUUUAAGGGACUGGCCCAAGCUGGUGCAUGGGGCUGUUUCGACGAAUUCAAUCGAAUUGAUCUCCCCGUUUUAUCAGUAGCUGCCCAACAAAUUGCAAUUGUUCUGAAUACAAGAAGAGAAAAGAAGACGUCAUUUCUUUUCAGUGAUGGAGAAACAUAUCCUAUUGACUAUGAAUUUGGAAUAUUUAUAACUAUGAAUCCUGGAUAUGCGGGUCGUCAAGAAUUGCCCGAAAAUUUGAAAAUACAAUUUAGAACUGUGGCCAUGAUGGUUCCGGACAGACAGAUAAUUAUGAGAGUGAAACUCGCAGCUUGUGGGUUUAAAGAAAAUAUUCUUCUCUCAGGAAAAUUUUUUACUCUUUAUAAACUUUGUGAAGAGCAACUUAGUAAGCAAGUCCAUUAUGAUUUUGGUCUGAGAAAUAUUUUAUCAUGUUUACGUACGAUGGGUGCCCAAAAACGUGAACAUCCGGGAGAAUCUGAAGAAACUGUCUUGAUGAGAGUCUUGAGGGACAUGAAUUUAUCAAAACUGGUCGAUGAAGAUGAGCCACUUUUUAUUUCUCUUAUCCAGGACAUGUUUCCAGAAAUUAAACUAUCAGUACAGUCUUACAAAGAUUUACAAAAAGCAAUUGCUAAUGCCACAGUGAGCCUCGGAAUUAUGAAUCACCCCGAAUGGAAUUUAAAAGCUAUUCAAUUGUACGAAACUUCACUUGUACGUCAUGGGCUGAUGGUCUUGGGCCCAACUGGAUCAGGAAAAACACGAUGUAUGUGGGCUCUAAUGAGAGCAAUGACAGAAUUGGGUGCUCCACACAAAGAAGUCAGAAUGAAUCCCAAGGCAAUAACUGCAUCACAAAUGUUUGGAAAAUUAGACGUAGCAACAAAUGAUUGGACUGAUGGAAUUUUUUCAACCUUGUGGAGAAGAUCUACCCAGAUAAAGAAAACCGAAAAUUUAUGGAUUGUUUUGGAUGGUCCUGUAGAUGCUGUUUGGAUUGAAAAUUUGAACUCUGUUUUGGACGAUAACAAAACUUUGACAUUAGCGAAUGGUGAUCGUAUAAUAAUGGCCCCAAAUAGCAAACUGGUUUUCGAACCAGAUAAUGUUGACAAUGCAUCACCUGCAACUAUUUCAAGAAUGGGGAUGGUGUUUGUUAGCGCCUCGGUGUUAAAAUGGAACCCUAUUUUAGAGGGCUGGCUGAAAAAACGACCAAACGAAGCAGAACUCUUUCGAACAUUGUUUAAAAAAAUUUACGACGAUGCACAUGCAUUUGUGCAAACAAAGUUGACAGAAAAAAUGACUCUUGUAGAAGCCAUCUAUAUUCGACAGUGCCUCGAUUUACUUGAAGGAUUGCUUACCUUAGAUGCACCAAAAACUUUUUCGGAAUCACAUUUAGAAAAAUUCUUUUUAUUUUCUUUAAUGUGGAGUUUGGGUGCAGUAUUAGAACUUGAUGGUCGAGCAACACUGCAAGAAUUUUUGGUCACUCAUCCAUCAAAAUGUGAUUGGCCAAAAUGCAAGGUCGAUGAAACGAUAUUUGAAUUUCUUGUAUCAGAUAAAGGAUACUGGAUUCAUUGGAAUGAGAAAGUUCCUGAGUUUGAAUAUCCAGUUGAGGAUGUCCUUCAAUAUUGUAAUAUUUUAGUUCCUAAUGUUGAUAAUACAAGAACUUUAUUCUUGAUGAAUGUAAUUGCUAAACAAGACAAAGCUGUUCUCUUAAUUGGUGAACAGGGAACAGCAAAGACUGUUAUGAUCAAAAGCUAUAUGUCUAAAUUCAAUCCUGAAUACCACAUGAACAAGUCCUUCAAUUUCUCAUCCGCAUCCACUCCUAACAUGGUUCAGCGUAUAUUUGAGAGUUACGUAGAAAAACGUGUUGGAACAACUUAUGGGCCUCCUGGGGGUAGAAAAAUGACAAUAUUUAUUGACGAUAUAAACAUGCCUGUUAUAAACGAAUGGGGAGAUCAGGUGACAAAUGAAAUAAUUCGUCAAUUAAUGGAAUAUAAAGGAUUUUAUUCAUUGGAUAAACCAGGCGAUUUUUCUACAUUGCAAGAUAUAAUGUUAAUGGCUGCAAUGAUUCAUCCUGGUGGUGGAAGAAAUGACAUUCCACCUCGAGUGAAGAGGCAGUUCAAUAUUUUUAAUUGUACUUUACCUUCCGAUAAGUCUAUGGACACUAUAUUCAGUUCUAUAGGGGAAGGAUAUUUCAACAACUUCAGAUUUCCAGAAGUUAUAGUAGAAUUUCUUCCAAAAUUAAUACCCAUGACGAGAAUAUUAUGGCAGAAAACAAAAGUUAAAAUGCUUCCAACGCCAGCCAAGUUUCAUUACGUUUUUAAUUUGAGAGAUUUAUCUCGAAUUUGGGAAGGUAUUCUUAGGAUAGAAAAGGCAGAAUGUACUUCUAUUACAAUGCUUUUGAAACUAUGGGAACACGAAUGUACAAGAGUGAUUUCAGAUAGGUUCAUAGAUUAUAAAGAUAAAAUUUGGUUUAAAAAAACAUUACAACAGACAGCUGAACAGCUUUUAGGUCCAGAUUUUCGUCAUUACUCUCCCACUGAAACUUACUUUGUAAAUUUCUUACGGGAACCUCCAGAACCAACUGGUAAUGAACCAGAUGAUUUUGUUCUUGAAGCCCCAAAAAUUUACGAAGAAAUUCCAAGCUACGAUUUUGUGAUCGCAAAAGUACGCCAGUUCAUGGAACAAUUUAAUGAAUAUAUUCGAGGAAUGCAAUUGGAUUUAGUCUUCUUUCAUGAUGCCUUAGUGCAUCUAUUAAGAAUAUCGAGAAUUUUGGGCGUGCCAAGAGGGAAUGCUCUGCUUGUUGGAAUUGGUGGAUCUGGAAAACAAAGUCUGACUCGUCUUGCAUCAUUUAUUGCUGGUUUCGACUUUUUCCAAAUUGUUCUUACAAGGAGUUACAAUGUGGGAAGUCUGAUGGAUGAUUUGAGAAAAGUAUACCGAAUGGCAGGAACUGGAGCAAAAGGAAUAACUUUUAUUUUUACGGAUAACGAAAUAAAAGACGAAGCUUUUCUUGAAUAUCUAAAUAACGUUCUAAGUGUUGGCGAAAUUGCAAAUCUCUUUCCUAAAGAUGAAUUGGACGACAUUUUGACCACAGUUACUCCUCUCAUGAAACACGAUGAGCCUAGAAGACCACCUACUCAGGACAACUUGUAUGACUAUUUCUUAACUAGAUCAAGAAAUAAUUUGCACAUUGCACUUUGCUUUUCCCCGGUUGGUGAAAAGUUUAGAUCUCGAUCUCUAAAAUUUCCUGGGCUUAUAUCAGGUUGUACAAUGAAUUGGUUUUCGAGAUGGCCGAAAGAUGCUUUAUGUGCUGUCAGUGAACACUUUUUAGGAAAAUAUCAAGUCAUUUGCUCACCUGAAAUUAAGCGAGAAUUAAUUGAAGUAAUGGGCGAUGUUCAGGAUCACGUUAGUGAUACCUGUACAGACUAUUACAAUAGAUUCCGCAGGCAAUCAUACGUUACCCCAAAAUCAUUUUUGUCGUUUAUCAAUGGAUAUAAAAUAAUUUACAAACAACGACUUGACAAUAUAAAUGUGCUGGCUUUUCGUAUGAGCAACGGUUUGAAAAAAUUAGUAGAUGCUGCUGCACAGGUUGACGAUCUUCGAAAAGUCCUCGAAAAAAAUCAAGCGGAAAUUGCUGUUAAAAAUAUCCAAGUGGAAGCUAUUCUUGUCACAGUAAAUGAGAAAAAAAGAGACGCAGAAACAGUGAAAGCUCAAGUUCAAACUUCGAAAGAACAGGCAGAAGCUCUACUGAAAAUUAUUUCUAAGGAAAAAUCUAUUGCAGAGAAAAAAUUGAAAGCUGCAGAACCAGCUUUACUCGAGGCUGAAGCUGCACUUCAAACGAUAAAAGCAACUGAUAUUUCCACUGUACGAAAAUUGGCCAAACCUCCGUAUUUGAUAACGCUCAUCAUGGACUGUGUCAUUAUAUUAUUUGGAAGAAAGUUGGAUCCGGUUAAGCCAGAUUUAGAAAGACUUUUUCUGACGUCGUCCUGGGGGGAAGCUUUAAAGGUUAUGGCAGAUACAAGAUUUUUGUACCAUCUACAACAAUUUCCAAAAGACAAUAUCAACGGAGAAACAGUAGAUUUGAUGCAACCAUAUUUAAAUUAUCCUUUGUAUACUUAUGAUGCAGCAAAAACAGCUUGCGGAAAUGUUGCUGGUCUAAUAUCUUGGACAAUAGCUAUGGUCAAAUUCUAUGGAAUAAAUAAAGACGUUUUACCCCUCAAGGCAAAUUUGGCAGUUCAACAAGGAAAACAUGACAGAGCAAAUCAAAAUUUGCAACAAGCUGAAGCAUUGUUAAAGGAAAAGGAUGAAGAAUUGAAGCAAGUGCAGAAGGAAUUUGAUGCUGUCAUGAGCGAGCGUCAAAAAGUUGUUGAUCUGGCUAAUGCUUGUGAAGCAAAAAUGAAUGCUGCAACGUCAAUGAUUGACGGUCUUUCUGGAGAAAGGAUUCGAUGGAUUGAUCAAUUGGCUAUGUUUAAAUCUGAAACAGAUAGACUUAUAGGGGAUGUGCUAAUUUUGACUGGGUUUUUAUCAUAUUGUGGACCCUUCAAUCAAGAAUUUCGAAUCCUCUUGCAGAAGAAAUGGUUUGAUUUCCUACAAAGCAGAAAAAUUCCUGUUUCAAUGAAAAUGAGUAUUAUUAACUCCUUAACAGACACCGCAACAACGGGUGAAUGGAACCUGCAAGGAUUACCAAAUGACGAACUCUCAAUACAAAAUGGUAUUAUUGUCACUAAAGCUUCGAGGUAUCCACUUUUGAUUGAUCCACAACUUCAGGGAAAAGCUUGGAUAAAGAAUAAAGAAAGGGAAUUUGAGUUACAGCUAACAUUGCUCACACACAAAUACUUCAGAAAUCAUUUAGAAGAUUGUGUUUCUCUUGGACGACCAAUUUUAAUCGAAGAUGUAGAAGAAGAAUUAGAUCCUGUCCUGGAUAACUUAUUAGAAAAAAAUUUCAUAAAAAUAGGAACUUCUCUAAAGGUCAAAUUAGGUGACAAAGAAGUUGAUAUUCAUGAUGACUUUAGAUUAUACAUCACUACAAAAUUACCAAAUCCUUCUUAUCCUCCUGAAAUAUUUGCUCGUACCUCUAUCAUUGAUUUUACUGUGACUAUGAAAGGAUUGGAGGACCAACUAUUAGGUAGAGUAAUUUUGUCUGAAAAGCAAGAACUAGAAACAGAGAGGACUGAACUUUUAACAGACGUAACACUGAAUCAAAGGAAAAUCAAAGAAUUGGAAGCUAACUUACUCCAUAAGCUAACAACUGUUAAAGGACCGUUAAUAGAAGACGUGGAACUGAUGGCCGUUUUAAACAACGCACGAGAAACUGCAACUGAAGUUAAUGAAAAGUUAACAAUUGCAAAAGAUACUGAAAUUAAAAUCAACUUAGCCAGAGAGGAAUUUCGACCAGUAGCAACUAGGGGUAGUGUCCUCUACUUUUUGAUUUGUGACAUGGCACAAGUCAACGUCAUGUAUCAAACUUCACUUGCUCAAUUUUUGGAGAGGUUUGAUAUAUCCUUAGACAGAUCAGAAAAGAGCCCUGUGAACAUGAGAAGGAUAGGCUACAUUAUAGAAUAUCUUACCUUCGAAAUAUUUAAGUACAAAGCCAGAGGACUUUAUGAAAAUCACAAAUACAUGUUUAGUGUUUUGAUGACUCUGAAGAUUGAUCUUCAAAGAGGCGCUAUUUCUCAUGACGAAUUUCAGUAUUUCAUCAAAGGUGGCGCUGCUCUUGAUUUGAAGGCAGUUGAACCAAAACCAUAUAAAUGGAUCACUGAUGUUGUUUGGCUGAAUUUAGUGGCUCUCUCUUCUUUAAGACAAUUUCAGAAUAUUGUUAAUCAAGUUUCCUCCUCGGAAAAAGCCUGGAAGUUUUGGUUUAAUAAGGAUGCCCCAGAGGAGGAAGUUAUUCCUGAAGGUUAUAAUAACUUGGACACGUUUCGUCGUCUUCUAAUAAUAAGAGCUUGGUGUAUGGACAGAACACUUUCCCAGUCAAGAAAAUAUAUAGCUGGUUCCUUGGGUUCAAAAUAUGCGGAACCUGUUAUAACUUUAUUAGAUGGAAUGCUUUCUGAAUCAAGACCAGACACACCAAUGAUGUGCUUUUUAAGUAUGGGCUCAGAUCCUACACCCAGUAUUGAACAGCUUGCUAAAAAAAUGGAGAUCAAAUGCAAAAGUAUUUCUAUGGGUCAAGGCCAAGAAGUGCAUGCUAGGAAAUUGUUAUCUAGUGCAAAGACUGAGGGAUUCUGGGCGCUUUGUCAGAAUUGCCACUUGGGUCUCGAUUACAUGGCGGAACUAGUAAAUUUUAUUUUGGAAAUGGAAACACCUCAUCCCGACUUCCGAAUCUGGAUAACAACUGAACCACACAAUGAUUUUCCUAUUUCCCUGUUACAAAUGUCGAUUAAGUUCACAUACGAACCUCCUCAAGGAAUCAAGGCAGGUUUACUUGCAACUUACAGUUCAAUGAAUCAGGAAAUGUUAGACCAAUGUGAUGUUCCAGAGUUCAUACCAUUAGUGUACACAGUUUCAUUUUUGCACACUGUUUUACAAGAGCGUCGAAAAUUUGGUCCCUUGGGGUGGAAUAUUCCUUACGAAUUUAACUCUGCUGAUUGGCUUGCGUCCUGUAUGUUUAUGAACAAUCAUUUGAAUGAUACUGAUUCGAAGAUAGGAAUCAGCUGGUCGACUGUGAGGUACAUGAUUGGUGAAGUGCAGUAUGGAGGUCGUGUGACUGACGAUUAUGAUAAAAGACUUUUGAACACUUUUGCAAAAGUGUGGUUUGCAGAAGCAAUCUUUUCGGAAGGAUUUAUUUUCUAUAAAGGUUAUCCAGUUCUUAACUAUAAACUAGUCAGUGAUUACUUGAAAGCCAUAGACGCCAUGGCUGGCGUUGAUCCACCUCAGGCUUAUGGUCUUCAUCCAAAUGCAGAUAUAACCUAUCAGAGUAAUACAACCCAACAAGUUUUGGAUACAAUAAUAUCAGUGCAACCUAAGGAAGCAGGAAGUGGCGGAGGUGAAUCUCGAGAAGCUUCGGUGGCCAGACAGUCUAAAGAAAUGUUGAGCAAAUUGCCACCUGCUUAUGAUCCCUACGGAGUGAAAACCAGAUUACAAAUUAUGGGAGCUACAGCUCCAAUGAAUAUUUUUCUGAAGCAGGAAAUAGACAGAAUACAAAUAGUGAUUAAACUCGUUCGAACAACAUUAAAAGAUUUGCUGCUCGCUAUAGAAGGAGUUAUUAUUAUGAAUGAGGAAUUAAGGAAUGCUUUGGAUAAUAUUUAUGAUGCCAGAAUACCAAAAGUUUGGAAAUCUCGCUCCUGGGAGUCAUCUACACUUGGAUUUUGGUUUACGGAAUUACUUGAGAGAAAUCACCAAUUUUCCACUUGGCUCACUGGUGGACGUCCUGCGAAAUUUUGGAUGACAGGAUUUUUUAAUCCUCAAGGGUUCCUCACGGCUAUGAAACAGGAAGUGACGAGAGCUCACAAGGGUUGGGCCCUCGAUAAUGUUACUCUUCAUAAUGAAGUCACAAAACAGGCCACUGAAGUGGUCAGGUCACCGCCUAAAGAAGGAGUUUUUGUUUAUGGACUUUUGUUAGAAGGUGCAGGAUGGGACUUGAGAAAUAAUAGAUUACGGGAAUCUAUAAAUAAAAUUUUAUACGUGAUGAUGCCCGUAAUACACAUUUUUGCCCUCUAUAAUACACCAGAUAAAAAUCCAAAACUGUAUCAGUGCCCCGUUUACAAAAAACCGAUGAGAACAUACGUUUUAUUGGUAACACCCCUUUGGCUGCAAACAAUCAGAACCCCAGAAUUUUGGGUAAUUCGAGGAGUGGCAUUGCUCUGUGAUAACAAGUAGUUUGAUUAAUAAUUU
This is a messenger RNA of Belonocnema kinseyi, 13860 nucleotides long. RefSeq names its product dynein heavy chain 8, axonemal (gene kl-3). Bases 1 to 13845 code for a protein of 4614 amino acids. Gene Ontology annotation, cellular component: dynein complex. The record is from RefSeq and is a predicted model, not a curated record. Lineage: Eukaryota; Metazoa; Arthropoda; Insecta; Hymenoptera; Cynipidae. Gene Ontology annotation, molecular function: dynein light intermediate chain binding; dynein intermediate chain binding; ATP hydrolysis activity. The transcript is spliced from 67 exons. Gene Ontology annotation, biological process: microtubule-based movement.